GGGCGCUGAGAGCAUUGCGUCAGUGUGUUGCGGAGUUCUCAGUUGAUUCACGCAGCAGCUGCACUUACGUCGAAUGGCGCUUGUCUUUGUUAGUUUAGGACCAUUUAAACUGCUGUGAAUUCGUCGGACACUACUGAUAUACUGUUUGAGAAAUAGUGAGAUCCAUCAUCAGGAUUGAAUAAUGCAGGAACAGCUGAUUUCAAGCCUUGUGUCUGAAGAUCCCAACCUUCCAUCCACCCCGACAUCAGACGGGACGUCCAAGCGUCUGUCCUGGAGCAGAAUACUCCAGAAGAUCCACAGCAGUCAGAGUUUGGACUCGGAUUCGGACAAUCACAGCAGCAUCGAUGACGCGUCUGAUACAGGCUCCAUAUCCAUGGCCGAUCUGUCAGAAACUGACCUGUUCUUUGACCCCACGGAGGAGGUGCUGUGUAAAGAAGUGGUCCAGCUCAUCUCCGAGAACCUGACCGACGCUAAAGACGGUGUAUUGCACUGCUCCAAACUUCUCAUCCCCGAAAAACUCCUGGAGCACAUCGGCCAGGAGCUGGUUCAUCUGUCCGCCAGCGAGCCCUGCGGCCUCCGGGGGGCGCUCAUUGACCUUUGCGUGGAGCGGGGGGGCAGUUGUGAGCCCGUGGGGCAGAUAGCGGUGGACCCAUGCCUGGUGCCUACCUUUCAUCUGACUCUGGUGCUCCGGCUGGACUCCAAGGGUCUCUGGCCUAAAAUCCAGGGGCUCUUCACGGGCAGAUCUCCAGCCUCACCGGUGGUCAGACAUGCACUUAAACUGAGCACUGGCUUUCGAGUCAUCAAAAGAAAACUGUACAGCUCUGAGGAACUUCUCAUUGAAGAAUGUUAAGACUGACCGUCCCUUGUGGACAGAUAUUAGUUUUUUUUUAAAUGGUAAAAUCUUUAACGCUUUGGUUCUUCUCAUGAGGGGACUGAAGUUGCACUGUCGUGUGACUGUUGAAGCAGUUUGAUAUGAAAGUAUGUUAGGAGGAGGUUAUAAAUGCAGCUAUAGGGUACAUAUGAAAGGACUAAAAAAUAUUAUGUAAUCCAGUGUGUAUGGUGUGUAUGGAUGCAGAUGUUGCACGGUGUUUUUUUUUUUUUUUUUUUGAAACGUUUACCUCAGGUUUAUGGAAACCAGAAGUGGCAGCUAUUUUACAUGCAGACUUGUAGCAAACGUCUUGUGUUCCUUUGUAUGGGUCUUUAAUGCAAGUGCCAGUGUGCGUUCACAGAUAUUCAACAAUGUGUCUGAAUGUGACCAUAUGCCUUUUUUUGUUUUAUGCAUAUUCCAUGCAUCAUAUUUAUUUGAUAUUCAAAUGCGACGUGUACCGGUUUUUUGUACUUCUCAUAUAAAGAAAUGCAGAAAAUAAAUUAUUUUUUGAAGAUC
Molecule: messenger RNA, 1384 nt
Organism: Triplophysa dalaica
Lineage: Eukaryota; Metazoa; Chordata; Actinopteri; Cypriniformes; Nemacheilidae
Gene: ddit4
Product: DNA-damage-inducible transcript 4
Exons: 3
Coding region: 182-850 (222 amino acids)
Biological process (GO): negative regulation of TOR signaling; apoptotic process; response to hypoxia
Cellular component (GO): cytoplasm
Molecular function (GO): 14-3-3 protein binding
Source: RefSeq, a predicted model, not a curated record